This is a messenger RNA of Echinops telfairi (small Madagascar hedgehog), 997 nucleotides long. It is a transcript of the gene NCBP2, whose product is annotated as nuclear cap binding protein subunit 2. The transcript has 4 exons. Lineage: Eukaryota; Metazoa; Chordata; Mammalia; Afrosoricida; Tenrecidae. Gene Ontology annotation, molecular function: RNA cap binding. Gene Ontology annotation, biological process: mRNA cis splicing, via spliceosome. Gene Ontology annotation, cellular component: nuclear cap binding complex. Bases 54 to 548 code for a protein of 164 amino acids. The record is from RefSeq and is a predicted model, not a curated record.
CCGGAGCCUUCUCCGCGUCCCCGGAGCCUGGGCGCCGUGGUCCGCCUCCCUGCAUGAUGUCUGGGGGCCUCCUGAAGGCGCUGCGUAGCGACUCGUACGUCGAGCUAACCGAGUACCGGGACCAGCACUUCCGGGGUGAUUAUGAGGAGCAAGAAAAAUUACUGAAGAAAAGCUGUACUCUAUAUGUUGGAAACCUUUCCUUUUACACCACCGAAGAACAAAUCUAUGAACUCUUCAGCAAAAGUGGUGACAUAAAGAAAAUCAUCAUGGGCCUGGAUAAAGUGAAGAAGACGGCAUGUGGAUUCUGUUUUGUGGAAUACUACUCGAGAGCAGAUGCAGAGAACGCCAUGCGGUACCUAAAUGGGACUCGCCUGGACGACCGGAUGAUUCGGACAGACUGGGACGCAGGCUUUCGGGAAGGCAGGCAGUACGGCCGAGGGCGCUCGGGGGGCCAGGUACGAGACGAGUACCGGCAGGACUAUGAUGCUGGGAGAGGCGGCUACGGGAAACUGGUUCAAAACCCACCAGGGAACAAGCCGCUCCUCUGACCGGCUGGAUCUGAUGAAGCUCGGUGCCAAGGUCUGCAAAGCAGCUGGAUUUCACCAAGCUUUUUCAGUCUGUUACUGAGCUGGAAGCAUCUGUGUGGAUUUCCUCUCUGAAAAUUAUUAAAGGACAGAAAUCUAAAAGAAUGUCUUUAAUUUUAGUCUUAAGAAUCUUGGCCAUGUCUCUUAUUACCAGGAUGUUUUUCUACUAGUAGUCAAAAUUUGUUCCUUGAAUACAAAUUGGAUAUAUGGUGUGGAUUAGUCUGUCAAAACGUCAUUUUUAGGGUAGUUGCACAAAUUUCAUUUUGGUUUACCAUGUUUAUAAUACAGGUUUAUAAUACCAACUUGGGCCGGAAGUUUUUUACAUUUGCAUGCCAUAAAGUUUAAUGGGGACAUGCUAUUCAGUAUAAACAUUUCCUGUUUUCUAAAUAAAGAACAGAUAUGGGAAAACUUGA